This is a messenger RNA of Onychostoma macrolepis, 5085 nucleotides long. It is a transcript of the gene ccdc171, whose product is annotated as coiled-coil domain-containing protein 171. NCBI's taxonomy places the organism in Eukaryota, Metazoa, Chordata, Actinopteri, Cypriniformes, Cyprinidae. The record is from RefSeq and is a predicted model, not a curated record. Bases 190 to 3780 code for a protein of 1196 amino acids. The transcript is spliced from 24 exons.
UAAUUAAAAGUAAACGGCGGUAAAUGUUUUGAGGAAUGUUUCGCGCUGUUUUUCGCUUGAGGUUGUUGUCAUGGUGAGGGCGGAGGAGGAAAUAUGGCGUCAGAUUCAAACAGACGCUGAAGGAGUUUUACAAUAACACGGAUUUAAACGUUUUUAUUUCGUUUCACUUCAGUAUUUCAUCAAACACUGAUGUACGAGCACCACAGGCCUUUAAAUAAAUCGCCCGCCGUUCGUCCACGCCAUGGCAGUCGGGCCAAACGUAAAGACCCUGUUUCCACCCUGCGGGCGUCUCACCCGAGAGCCGUGGCGCCGUCUGCGCAGAACUCACAGGAGGAGAUCAACAGGCUCAGGGACGUGAUCGAUCGGCUGCAGAGAGACAGACGGGACGCUGAGAGAGAGACGGGUGAGGAUUUUACUCUCACAGCUGAGCUGAGGUGGAAAAUGAACCAGCUGGAACAGGAGAAACUGGAUUUCGCUUCCAAGCACAAUGAAGAGGUGGCGCAGUACGAGGCGCAGCUGGCGCGGUUGCGAGCGCAGGUGGAGCGCGGCGAGGCGCAGCGGCAGACGAUGGAGUACGACAUUGCUGUGGUGAGGAGAGACGUGGCGGCGGAGAGGAGAAGCACCGAGGAGAAGAUGAACGACCUGAGGAAAGACAACCGCAGGCUGGACGUCCUCAACUUGGAACUGCAUCAGAGGGUAUCAGAUCUACAGAGAUCUUUAGAAAUAACGCAGCAGGCACGUGAGGACGACCUUAAGGGCCUCCACACGGAGCUGCACGAGAGAGACCGUCUGCUGCUGAGCGCAAACGCUGAGAACGACCUCCUGCAGAACGACAAGAGCCAACUACAGACACUGAUACAGGAACAGAAUGACACUCUACAGAAGCUAAAAUGUGAAAUGGAGAGAAUGAAGAGAGACAGAGAGAAACUGAAACAUAAAUCAUCAGAGCUGGACCGCAGCACAGAGAGAGAAGAGAAGCUGCGCUCUGAUCUGGAGGCAGCUCUGCAGAAGGUGAAGGUUCUGGAGCAGAGUGUGGAGUCGGAGCGCGCCGCACACCUGCAGUCUAAAUUCAACUCUGAGAUCAUCCAGAUGAGGAUGAGGGAUCUGGAGGAGGCUCUUGAGGUGGAGAAGAACAGUCACGCUGAGGUCUCGUCUCGUCUGGAGCUCCUCAAGCAGAAGUGUGGAGAGCUGGAGAGAGCGUACCAUCACGAGAGAGACGAAUCACGCAACACGAGCCACAAACUCACACAGUUGGAGAAGGACUUCUUGACCAUGAAAACUGAUCUGAUUGGUCAGCUGGAUCAGGAGAAGGCUGCAUCUGCUGAGCUGAUUGGACAGUUAGAGCAGGAAAGGGCGGAGUCAGUGAAGCUGUCAGUCAAACUGCAGGAGCAGGAGAAAGUUUGGGCAGACAGACAACAGGAAAUCAGCCGGGCUCUGGUGUGUGUGCAGCAGUCCUAUGACAGUCUGUUGAGUGAUCUUGAUCAUGUGGUUCAGCAGAAUCAGCAGCAGGGGGCGGCACACGCUCAUAACACAGAGGAAGGAGGUAAACACAAAGCAUCUGCUCUAAUGGACAUCCUGCGGAAAACACUACACUACUACAACACACAGUUGCAGGAGUCUGUGAUUGUGAUGCAGAAGUUGAAUCAUGAGGUCAGACAGAAGGAUGAGACGAUCACUGAUCUUCAGAGGAACAUGCAGGAGUGUGAGGCUCGUGGCGUGUGUGUAAAUGAAGAGGUGAAGCGUUUGCGUGUGUGUGUCGCAAACGCUGCAGCUGAUCUGCGCAGCCUCAAAGCACAACACACAAACGCACAAACACAGAUGAACAAACUCCAGCAGCAACAUCACAACGACUGCCAGGAGAAGCUAACGUUCCUCCACACGCUCUAUCAGCGUCUGCUCGCUGGAUGUGUGCUGGUGACGCCGCCACGCAGCAUGCUGGGUAGCUUCUCAUGGGCGGAGCUUAGCGCUGUGGUGCAGGAGCACGUGGACAGGCUGACUUCUGACCUCUCUGCAGCCAAUGAGAAGGUGUCACGCUUGGAGAGUGUGUGUGAGGGGAAAUCAGCAGCGCUGGAGAGUGUGAGCUUACAACUGAGACAGAGAGAGGAGAGCUGGAGCAAACAGAGAGAAGAUCUCAACACACAACACAUACACCUCAACAACCAGCUACAGCACAAGCUACAGGAUCUCAGCAGGCAGCUGCAGCAGGCCGAGGAGCAUGUCCGCUCUCUGGAACAGGAAGUGAUGCGUCUGCUGAUCGCGAGCGGCGUGCUAGCGGGAUGCGUGCGCGGUCUGCGCAGACAGGUGUGCGCUCUGGCCUGGCAGAAGGCCGUGCUGCAGGAGCGCGUGUGCGGCGCAGAUGUCCUGAGGUCAGAGGUCAGCAGGCUGCUGCAAGCACUAGGCGACGGCGGGGUCAAAGGUUGCGGCACGCAGAGGUUCCGGCGCUGUGUGAUCGCGGUGCUGGCGGCGGGGCGUCUGCGUGCGCUGGGACGCAGCUCUGCGGUGAUGUUCAGGGUCGCGCUGGGGUUCGAUCUGCAGCCGCUCGUGAGUGUGAACCAGGUGAAGCUCGGAGAGGAAGAGGAGGAGGAUGAUGAAGGCAGCAGGGUGAUGAAGACGCUCACGUCCUCCGAGCUGCUCAAGCUCAUACACACCUGCAUGGAGGAACUGCGGCAGGAACUCAACAGAAGCGGUGGUGUGAAGGACUCCUCGUGUGUGUUGUCAGCGGCUCAGAGCGCCUGUAGGAAGUUGCUGGAGCGGCUGCUGUCAGACGUGGACUCUCAGUGCAGCGGGCAUUAUGGGAAAGACUCAUUAGCACGGCGACUGGCUAACGGACUUCACACACUCGUCAAACACAGCUACUGUAACAGCAAGAUGAUGAUGGCGUCUCUUCAGAAGCACAUCCUGGAGUUCACACAGCGUCUGCAUUCGGCUGAGAUCGAGCGCAGGAACCUGAGACUGGAGAUCUCACGCAUCAAAUGCACUAACAGCUGCAGAGACACACACACCGAGUGUGUUCCCCUCCAGCGGUUCGAGUGUGUGUGUGAGGAGCUCAGCAGUGCCCUACAGAGAGAGCAGCGUGCUCAGACUCUGCUGCACGAUCAGGCCUCUCAGCUGCAGCAACUGGGCCUCAGCAUGGAGCUGCACACGGGGGAAGAACUGGAGAAGGACCGCACGCUCGCACAGGCUGUACAGAGUUUGUCAGACACCAAGCUGGAGUUGAGGAGGAAGGAUCAGCUGCUGCGCUCGCUGGGGAAACAGCUCGGCCAAUCACAGCAGCAGAACAAACAUCUGCAGCACGACAUCGCCAGCACUGAGAUGAAUAAAGAGUCUCUGAUGAGCUACAUCAAAUCUGUGGAGGAGCGUUUACAAGAGAUGAAAGAUCACAUCAUUCUGUCCAGAAGAGCCUCUUCACAGGAUUAUUUCACCCUACAGCUCUCCAGAUUGUCCCUCAUACCAUCAGACUUGCAAAGCAUCAUGGGAAACCCAGAGACAGAAGCAUGUCAGAGUUUGGUGAUGCGUUUCCUGGAGCUGCAUCAGCUGGUGUGCUCAAAAAUAUCAUCUCAGGAGAGAGAGAUCUCAUCAUAUGAGUCUCACAUCACGGCGCUGAAAAGUGAACUACAGGACGCCUGUCUGCGGGAGAGAAACGGCUGUAUACCGUCGCUUGCGUCCUCCGCCCAGUCAGCAGAGGUGGAUUAUGGGACGUGUUUUCUGACAGACGCCGCGGUCUCCUCCAGAAACUCGCUCUCGGAUCUCCAGAGGAGAGUCAAAGAGAGAAAACACUGAUGAACUGAAGCUGGAUCACUGUGAGACAGACAGUAACACAGGAGCGUUUCCUCUUUAUAACAUCUGGUUUCUCAUUUCCUGUGGAUGAUGUGUAAUAGUGACACUGUUAACUAGUGUUAUUAAAUCUGCUGUGGUUUAUUGAUGCUAGUGCUGCAAUGUUUCUCACGCUCACAUACACAAAACAACAGCGAGGGGAGAGUGGGCUGAGAUGUGUCGCACCCUAAAGCUAGCACAAUCUUUUUUACAACAAACAAUUUUUAUUAUUUUUUUAUUUUUUUUGUCUGUCUAAAUAUAUACACUACUGGCCAGAAGUUUGGAAUUAUGAAGUCUCUUCUGCUCACCGCCAAGGUUGCAUUUAUUUGAUCAAAAAUGCAUAAAAAAAUUGUGAAAUAUUAUUCUAAUUUAAACUAGCUGUUUUCUAUGUGAAUAUGUGUUAAACUGUAAUUUAUUUCUGUGAUGCGCAGCUGUAUUUUCAGCAUCAUUACUGCAGUCUUCAGUGUCACAUGAUCUUCAGAAAUCAUUCUAAUAUGCUGAUUUGCUGCUCAAAAAACAUUUCUGAUUAUUAUCAAUGUUGAACACCGUUGUGCUGCACAAUAUUUUUUAUUGAAACCGUGAUGCAUUUUAUUUUUCAGGAUUCACAGAUGAAUAGAAGUUCAGAAGAACAACAUUUAUUUGAAAUAGAAAUCUUUUGGAACAAGUGUUACUAAUGUCUUUAUUGUCAGUCGAGUAAAGCUCAUUCAAGCUAGACUUUUCAAACACUAAUGAACUACAUUGAAGCAAUUUAAAGUAGAAAUAAUUUUUAAUUCUAGUUUAAAAAGAAAAAAAGAGAGAGACAGAGUUAAAAAUCAGAGCUUUAUUUAUUAUAAAAAUCAGGUCACAAAAAUAAUGAUGGGUAAAGCUAAAGUGAAGUUUAAGAACCAAGAUUUGAAAAAGUGAAAUCACCAAAAUUUGUACAAUUAAAUAAGUCAACACCAGUGUUUACUGAAAUAUUUAUUUGCAUAAUAUUUGUGUUCUUUUACAUUAAGCAGAAUUAUUGAAAGUUACUUUCUCAUAAAAGCUGCAAACCUCAUGUUCUUUCACUGGUCUGGUGCUUUUAAAGCUUAAUUAAUGUCUGAUUAUCUGAGUCAGUGACAGUGACUGUUUUCAUGCAGAUGCCGGAUGUCAGAGGAGUGUGUGUGUGUGUAUUUAAUCCUCCACUCGUCUGUGGAAAUCCUCUUUCCAGUCGCUGUUCAGAGACGAGGAGAAACGGACGGCCGUAGCGCUCAUUUCAUCUAGAUUAUCUGACUGUCAGCGGCUGCUUACACU